AUGACCCUUCUCCAGUCCAGCCUCAUCUGGAUCGUGUAUGCUGUUGUGGUCGCGAUCUUGAUCGCGAUAGCUUCAGUCUUUGUCUAUGUUUACCAGGCGCCGAGAGAGCGAUCAGGCCUGGUAUCCGCCGUGUGCAUUCUCACCGUGUCAGCUUUGCUAGCUACCGUUUUACUCUUACCUGUGGAUAUUGCCUUGAUAUCAUCUACCAACUCGCGCAGACUGGGCCAGAGGAAAGAUUGGGCAACUCCGGAUGCCGUUGCCAGUAUCGUGCAAUCUCUCACGAUCGUCUAUUACUCUCUUUACUCGCUUGAUACCAUCCUCUGCUUGCUCGUUAUUCCGUUCACGUACUUCUGGUACGAGGAAUAUGACGAGCUUGCCGAACAGCAGGACUGGAAUGCCUUCGGAAAGAGAUUCUGGGGCGCUUUUCGCUACACGAUUGCGUUCCUUGUCGUUACGGUGAUCCUAUUCCUGGUCGGAUUUUUCGUUCCGGUUGCUCGAAAUAGAGCUGGAGCAGGGCUUGAUCUUGACUACUUCAAACAUUUGCUCACAGAGAAUAACGGCGAAAGAGCGUUGACGUUUGCUCUUGGCUUGCUAACAAUGAUCGGAAUCAUUGUUUACGUGCUUUACACCUCAGCUGGCCUUGCACUCUUCCCGGUGUCGUUUAUCAAAACAGCCCCCUCGGUCUCUAGUCCGUCUCUAUACGCGACAACUGCAUCGAGGCUAGAGGAGAAUGUUGAACGCCAACGUCAGCUCGAAGGGAGAUGUGGAGGUAACCUUGAUCAUUUAUCGUCGAAGGAGCGACGGGAGCUUGACUCGCUCGUUCGCGAGGAGCGCACCUUGAGACGUCGACAACGCCUUGCGGAAUCCAAUGCAGGUGACGGAAGAAGCUUUUUAGUUAAAGCGUGGCACAAAAUAGAGGCCGUAUUUCGUCCGAUUAAACUUCUCGGGGGACUGCUCCUGCUCCUACUUUCAAUCGUGAUCUGGGUCUCGAUGCUACUGACGGGGAUCGACAAGGCGACGAAUUCUAUUUGCAAACACAAUUGUGGUUAUAUCCUAGCAAAGGUUAACGUGUUCAACCCUAUUAAUUGGGCCCUUCUUCAAUCCGCGAAAGUCUUUCCCAUCGACUAUGUGCUUUUCAUAGUGCUAGUGUUACACUUUUUCAGCAGCUCCGUUGUUGGUGUCGCAACCGUCGGCAUUCGAUUCCUAUGGGUUAGAAUUUUCGGUAUACGAAAGGGGCACACCACUCCUCAGGCUUUACUACUUGCCACUGUGAUGCUUGCCCUUAUCAUUCUUGCCCUUAACUUCUCUAUAUCCAUGAUGGUGGCACCUCAGUAUGCGACAUAUGGCCCACAGACAUUCUGUGACACUCCAUCCGACCAUGGUGAACACAGUUUAAGCUGCGAACACAGGCCUCAGGACGUCAAGCCCUGUUCUGAAUUGACAGAAAACCACUCGGCUAAGGACGUCUGUACACCCAGCGUCGUUAGCGUCUUCUUGAACCGUAUAACGCUUAACUACCCAUUCUUCGGCAUGGUUAAUUUCUGGGCACAGUUUGCUUUCCUAGGUAUGUCACUCAUUGUCUUUGUCACCAUGCUCUUCAGGACUCCGAGACUUGAUGAGCAGCAACUGGACGAGGACGCAGAGGAAGCCGAAGAAGAGGGACUGCUUGCCUCUACGGGGAGGAGGUUCGGUGCUACAUGGGAAGAUAUCAUGGGCAGAGCACCUGAACGACACCCUGCCGCUGCAGGUAGGGGAUCCCGUGAUAAUGGAUAUCAUGACGGCCAUUGA
Messenger RNA from Trichophyton rubrum CBS 118892, 1788 nucleotides. RefSeq lists its product as uncharacterized. Bases 1 to 1788 code for a protein of 595 amino acids. Gene Ontology annotation, cellular component: vacuolar membrane. Lineage: Eukaryota; Fungi; Ascomycota; Eurotiomycetes; Onygenales; Arthrodermataceae. Gene Ontology annotation, biological process: protein localization to vacuole. The record is from RefSeq and is a predicted model, not a curated record. The transcript has 3 exons.